This is a messenger RNA of Podospora anserina S mat+, 1791 nucleotides long. RefSeq lists its product as uncharacterized. The transcript has a single exon. The coding region runs from base 1 to 1791 and encodes 596 amino acids. The record is from RefSeq and is a predicted model, not a curated record. Lineage: Eukaryota; Fungi; Ascomycota; Sordariomycetes; Sordariales; Podosporaceae.
AUGCAGUCACUUGAUCAUCAGGAGGCCAUUCUUCAAAGACUUGACGGCGUAACUCAGGUGCCACGACCAGAACAAAGCACUCCAGCCCACGCGCUAUUCCAGCAUCUCGCCCACAGAGGAGGACUGGAUAAUUACGCGACAGACUCUAUCCGAUGGAAAACUCUGCAUAGCUCUACCCUCAAUCGUGUCGCCACAGGUCAAGGAGAGAUGGUUAUCCCCCCAGCAAUAGAAAACAAGCUUCAACAGCAGUUCUUGUCUACGGUUCUUGGCACAGACGGCAAGAAUCAACGACAGUCUCAAAUCCAUGAAGCUCACAAGCGCACAUUUGAGUGGAUUUUCGACGAAAACGUUGAAGCAGAGCAUCCAUGGGACAAAUUUGUCGAAUGGUGCGAGAAGGAUUCCCUGCUGUACUGGAUUACAGGCAAGGCUGGCUCUGGGAAGUCAACACUGAUGAAAUUCAUCUCUCAACAUCCUCAACUCAUGAAGCACCUCCAGGUCUGGUCUAAUGGUGCGCCAGUCACCAUUGCUUCAUUUUAUUUUUGGGCGUCGGGAACCGCGAUGCAAGCAUCUUCCGAAGGACUGUUUCGGUCCCUGCUCUACCAAUUGCUGGACCAGCACAAACACAUCAUUCCUAAACUCGCGCCUCAGACAUGGGAGGGGACCUAUCUAUUCGGAGCGCCAAUGCCAAUGGUUCAGGCCGAUGACCUGCGAAGAAUGCUGGGUUUUACGGUUCGUGAAGUGGGCAAAACCUCGAGGAUCUGUCUUAUCAUUGAUGGCUUGGACGAGUUCGGGGGGAGUACAGAUGAUGUCCUUGACACCAUUGAGGCUUUCACCUCGCAUUCCAUCAAGGUUUGCGCUGCCAGCCGUCCUUGGGUGGCUUUUGAGGAGUCAUUCUAUCAGAAGCCACAACUGCUACUUCAAAACUUGACUCGUCAAGACAUGGAGGAGUACACUCAGUCCGCGCUACGAGGGAACCGUGGUUUUAGGCGCCUUCGAGCGCGCGAGCCCGACUUUGCGGAGCAACUCGCGAAGAAUAUUGUGGACAAAGCUGAUGGUGUCUUCUUAUGGGUGUGUCUUGUUGUGAAAUCGCUUUUGACCGGACUGAACAAUGACGACCGAAUCAGCGAUCUCCAAGGAAGGUUGGAUGCCUUGCCUCCUGACUUGGAAGAUCUCUAUGACGCAAUCAUCAAAACAUGGGAUACCUUCUACUUUGAACAUGCCGCUCAAUAUUUUGAAUUGAAAAAGGCACACACAGGCGUGUUAGAAGCGCGAAUCCUGUUUCUCGCAGACGCAGAAAAUAUUUCUCAGGCCAUCGAGAUGGACAAUCGACCAAUCUCACAGGAGGAAUAUGAUUCGCAGCUUUCUACAAUCAGGCGGCGCCUCAACAGCCGUUGUAUGGGCCUGCUCGAGGUAACCAGUAUUGGAGAUGCUCUGCAGCCACAUCCAGUUGAAUACCUUCAUCGAACUGUCAAGGACUAUCUUAGGAGACACGAUGUCCAAGCUCGGCUGCAGGCCGCCACGGAACUGUUCGAUCCAUAUCUGCAACUGUGCGCAGCAUACUUGCUAUCUAUAAAAUCAAUGCCCUCCUACAUCACCGGGCAAGAUCGGAAGAUUGAUAUCACGUUGCGGGCCUUCGGGGUUAUGGUGUCCGCCCGGUGGGUUGCGACAGGAAAUACUGAAAUCAUGGUAGAGAUUCUCGACAAGGUGGCACUUCCUUUGGAGAAAGAGGGUGUUCUUCAUAAUCAGGAACGAUCUCCUUGGUGGCAAAACGCUACCUUCUCGAGCCACUAA